Messenger RNA from Vitrella brassicaformis, 3602 nucleotides. The record is from the annotation of a GenBank genome assembly. Lineage: Eukaryota; Vitrellaceae.
UCACUGGAUCUCCACACGCGCAUUGUGGAUCGCUGGCACCUCCCACUUGUGGAUCUUCAACUCGUGCACAGCUGUAGGAGAGAGAGACAUGAUAUGGGAACGCCCUCCCGUUAUUGUCUUCUCCUACGUGUUGGUUUGUACGGCUGUCCAGGUGAGGAUGCCGUGCAGUGAGUGUGGUUGUCGUUGGUCAGGUACCUCAUUGCGAAUCCCUCUUUUGUGAACUUUCCCUCGUCCUUCUUGCUGAUCGGCGUCCGGCAGUCCACCUUGUGGUCGGGGUAGUUCCAGCUGCACAGGAGGUCCUCCACCUCAGGGCCCGUCUCUGCUUUCUCCUCGUCGCUCUCCACCGUACCCGUAGCGUUAGCCAUAGUCUUGUUACCCUCAACCACACGUUGAGGGGCACAACGUGCUUUCGGCGUCGUGCUGUCCCGGUCUAUGAUUGUAGAGGUGCACUUGGUGGUGUUCCAGAUGGCUUUCAAGGGCACCGAUGAAGCAGAUGUGGGCGCCGAUGAUGGUGUGGGUGCCGUAGUCGACGUCUCAUUGGCAUGCGUCGUCGCGUUUGGAGCAGCCGUGGUGGUGGCGGUGGAAGGAGAGGGCAGAUUCGACGGAGGCAGAGUGGGCAGAGUGGGCUGUGCCUCAGCGGACCUUUCUUGCAGCAGCGCUGUAGCAUUGUCCGUCGCGUUGGUGGCGUUCGCAGCGGCUGUCUCGUUAACUUCAGGCAGCUCCUCCAUCAGGUCGAAUGUGCAGCUGACAUUGUGGUCGCUGUCGGUAAAAUUGCAGACUUCAGUACGGCUCUCCACGUCUCGCUGGCACGAUGGGCGGACAGUGGCGUUGCGCCAAAACAGUGACUUCUCGGUGCUAUUGAAGAGGAUCGACUCACGAUCAGCUUUGGACAGGACGCCCUCGCCUUCUGCAGGGGCGGGCUCACACAGAUCAGAUAACUACGACGUCGGUGUUGUUGUUUGUGGUCGCUCACCUUUCUCUUUCUCCUUGGUUUCUUCUCCUGCCUUGUAUGCCUUAGCCCCCUCUCCGAUGAUGCCCGGUCCCGCCGCAGGGCCCUCCUCUGCCUCGCGCUCCAAAGGCGGGGGAGUGGGCAGGGGAGGCUCGAUGUCUACCCAACACACAUAUACAGGCAGGACUCAUGCGUGCAUGAGGUGUCAGUCAGUCGGUGGUCACCUUGUUUGUCAAACCAUAGAUACCGCUCAAAGUCCAUGGGAAUCGCCGUGUCGGCACGCGGACAAUUCUCUGGUAGAGACACACAACACGCAAUCGGAAUGAAGUCAGUGUCUCCAGGCAGGCGAGUAUCUCCCUUGCAAUGCUCGCUUACGAUAGCAGGCGAGGUCGAGCGCCUGCCACUGGCCGUUCUCGCAGUACAGUGUCGUCUUGUGUAUCUGCACGCCCAGCCCAGGGCUGUACCCCUCGGCACAUGUCAGUUCCCUCUUGUCGCCGUGGUUCUGGCCCUCCCCACUGAUGUUAUACGCCACGACUGGCUGGGGAAGAGGGAACUCGCCGCAAUCAGCUGCACACGAAUAACGCACUAGCUAAUAUUCUUGUCUUGGUUGUAGUGUUUUCACAGUGCUUGUCUUGAUUGAUACCUUUGCAAUCGAGGACAGUUUGUGUCCAGAUACCAUCGUUCCAUUUGAUGACAUCCUUGCCGUGUUUGGGGCCUGAUGCACUCGUGUAGCCCUCUUUGCAGGCAACGUAGACCAAUGUGUCGGGAGGGUUGGACGCCCCGGGGGGGAAGCCGCUUUUGAGAAGGAAUACAUACCGCAACGGGUCCAGCGGCACAGCACCGCACUCCCCUGCACACACACACACACCCAUAGACAGAGACACCACAUGGACAUCCACAUGUCUCCGUUGCUGCCAGACGUACGUCGACAGGAGAGGUUGACGGCAGUGAAGUUGCCCUGUUCGCAGUAGAUGGUUGCAGGCGAGCUGGUACCAAGUGUGGGGUGUGUGGGCAGUCCCGGGCCAUCAACUCCCGGCGGGGCCUUGUUGGCCACGCCGCACAUGACGGACGUGCAGCCACCGGACGGGAACUGUGUCACAGAGGUCAGGGGGUCCGACUUGGCAAUGACGUAGUAGCCGCCGGUUGAUGCCACCCAGUCUUUGAGCUGGUUAACAUCACACGUCUUCUCACAGCCGAGAGUGACGUCCGUGAAUGUGCUGUUGAUGCACAGGAUCCUCUGUCUCCCCUGCCUGAGCUCUUCGGGCAGCUGGGCCUGCAGCAGCUUCAACCUUCUGGCCUGCUCCUCGUUUUCCACCAGGUCGAGGGCACACAUGUGGCGGAUGGCUGCGUCGCUGGUGCACAGCGCCAUAAGCUCAGUGCCGUGUGGGAAGGUGGGGCUGAGUUGCUUCUGCCAUGAUGAGGGGAAGCCGACGCCCUCGUGCAGCGCAGGAGGGAUGACGUCCUCGGGGUUCUCAGCAGAUGAGGCGUCGAGGAGCUUCUGGGCCCACACAUUUGGAGGCAGCUUCUGAAGGAGGGACUCCUUUGUGCACUCCUCUGCAGCAAAAGAGAGCCAUACACUUGUGCCGAUGGACCAACAGCAAGGCGAGAAAAUAUCGUCAGUAUCGUCUCUGUGUCACUGACUUGCGCAUCGUAGCCAGAUUUUGGACCAAGACCCAUUGAUGCAUUUGAUGGUGGUGAAGUCUGUCUCCAGGCCCGUUGCGGGGUGCCACGACUCGCCCGCCACAUCAGACGACCGACACUUGAGCUUCACCUCCGUCUUGUGCCGGGGAUAGGCAUUCCAGUCAACGAAGCCACCCUCCAGCAGAUAGUCCGAUGUGCCGUUUGUGAUGUACUGCGAUGCUGUCUCGGGGUCGGCCGGCUCGUAUUGGUAGGCGAUGGGACACAUCAUGGCCUUGCUCUUCGAGGGAGGGGUGCCGUCAGGCUUCGGCAGGAAGUAAAGCAGGGGACAGGCACCUGCAGACCGAUAAGAGAGGGAGCUGGCAUGGAGACCUCACACACUUUCCGUUUGUUCCUCUCAAUGUGUGGUGCUUACGUCUGCAGACGAGUGCGAGGAAGGACCAUGCUCCCUCCUCACACGACACGGUUGUGUUUGCCUGGCCGACCACCGGGUAGAACCCCUGGUGGCUGGCACACCGCACGUCGCGGACUACCCCUGACUUGAUGAGCCCCGCGGUGGUUGGCAAGGGGAAUGGCGGGUAGGGAUGGGUCGCAGACACCACAUAACCCGGCUUGCUCCGAUACUCGGCGGGGCACGGGCCUGUCAUUACACAAGGAAGCGAUGAUACGAAGGCAAUAGAUGCGAUGCCCUUCCUUCUCGCAAGUACGUAUGUACGUUUGCAGCGGACUGUUUGCUCGGUGUAGAAUCCGUCGAGGCAUCGGACGAUCUCCCAGUCGACAGUGGAAUGGAAGUCAGGCGUGCGGCCCGGGGAGCACGUGACAUUGACCUCAGCCCCGUGAUGCCAGGGCACCUCCCCGCCGCUCGGCAGAUGGGGAAAGCUGACCGUGUAAUCGGGACUGAAGUGCGGCGGACCAGCACAGUUCCCUGGCGGCCGACACAGAGCUCCAUGUGUACGGAUGUCGUAUGCGUCGUGUCUCUCUCUCGCAUGAGUUGCGUACUCAUGCAGAUGAGCAU